AUGUGGUACCUUUAUCUUAACAGAGACCAAUAAUACUUGAGAAGUUAUAGAACUCACAAUCUUUGGCUCGACCAGUACCAAAAGAAAAUGAGAACUCCAAGAGUCCACAACUUCCACAUAGGUAUCUUCAAGAGACUUGGCAAGACCUACUCAGGUUCCAGAGUUAUGGCUUGCCUAUGGGGAUUCACCGUCUUCGCCAUGAUUAAAUUCGCAGUGCAGUUCUCUAAGACCCCUGCUGAAGAUAAGAAGGGAGUUGAGUCAUACAACAGACUCGUCAGUAUCUUCUCCAAGAAUAAGUACGGUUACCACACCCGUAUCAUGUCAGAUUUCGAUCUCCUUCUUGAGGCAGUAUUGAACGAAAGAUUUAUUGAUGAUUCAUCAGCUUAUUAUGAUGAUCCAGUUCUUCAAAAGGAAAUUGAAGAUAUGGAGCUCGGUCUUAACUCUGACUUCGCUGAGGCUGAUGUUAAGCAUCUCCUCAAGGAUAAGGAUGAUGGCCAUCACGGCAGCAAUAGAUGCAUGAGAUAUCCAGGUAGAUUCGGAACCAACUACGACAAAUCAGAUGACCUCUCAGUCUACAAAGUUCUCCCAAAAGGGCAAAAGCCACUUGUAUGA
Molecule: messenger RNA, 612 nt
Organism: Stylonychia lemnae
Lineage: Eukaryota; Ciliophora; Spirotrichea; Sporadotrichida; Oxytrichidae
Source: the annotation of a GenBank genome assembly